AUGGCUCAAGAGAACGAGGAGAAGCUCUGCGGUCGCCUGCGUGUUCUCUACACGCUCGCAGUUUCGGAAGUUACGAAAACAUUCGUCUCUCAGGAUUACCAGACAUCGCUGAAUGCAACCUGCAGCUGUGACUUGCCUCUCGGCGACUCGACAUUCUACGUCCUGUUCAAGGAGGACAGCGUAAGCCAUCGGCACAGCCCGCCAAGCCACCUGACCUUGGAUAGCCACGUAACACUGCUGCAACUCGACGAGCCCAACAGCGACAAGCUCUACGAGCUGAAGGAACGCUGCUCCAAAUCCCACCGCGUCAGACGAAGUGCUGGUUACGGCCAGGACUAUGGAGGAGGUUACUCAAGCUAUGACAGCUACGGUGGAAACUCUUACUCGGCUCCGAGCUACUCGGCACCAAGCUACAGCGCUCCUUCAUAUUCCCCACCAACCUAUUCUGCCCCAAGCUACAGUGCCCCAUCCUAUUCGGCCCCAAGCUACAGCGCUCCCUCAUAUUCCCCACCAAGCUAUUCUGCCCCAAGCUACAGUGCCCCAUCCUAUUCGGCCCCAAGUUACAGCGCUCCCUCAUAUUCCCCACCAAGCUAUUCUGCCCCAAGCUACAGUGCCCCAUCCUAUUCGGCCCCAAGCUACAGCGCUCCCUCAUAUUCCCCACCAAGCUAUUCUGCCCCAAGCUAUAGUGCCCCAUCCUAUUCGGCCCCAAGCUACAGCGCUCCCUCAUAUUCCCCACCAAGCUAUUCUGCCCCAAGCUACAGUGCCCCAUCCUAUUCGGCCCCAAGCUACAGCGCUCCCUCGUAUUCCCCACCAAGCUAUUCUGCCCCAAGCUACAGCGCCCCCUCAUAUUCCCCACCAAGCUAUUCUGCUCCAAGCUACAGUGCCCCAUCCUAUUCUGCCCCAAGCUACAGCGCUCCUUCUUACUCCAUGCCAAGCUAUUCUGCACCAAGCUACAGUGCCCCAUCCUAUUCCGCCCCAAGCUACAGUGCUCCCUCCUAUUCCCCGCCAAGCUACAGCGCCCCAUCCUAUUCUGCACCAAGCUACAGCGCUCCCUCAUACUCUCCACCAAGCUACAGCGCUCCAUCUUAUUCCCCACCAAGCUAUUCUGCCCCAAGUUACAGUGCCCCAUCUUAUUCGGCACCAAGCUACAGUGCUCCGUCUUACUCCCCACCAAGUUAUGCUGCACCAAGUUACAGCGCUCCUUCCUAUUCUGCACCAAGCUACAGCGCUCCUUCGUACUCUCCACCAAGCUAUUCUGCUCCAAGCUACAGUGCCCCAUCCUAUUCCGCCCCAAGCUACAGUGCCCCAUCCUAUUCCGCCCCAAGCUACAGUGCUCCCUCCUAUUCCCCACCAAGCUACAGCGCCCCAUCCUAUUCUGCACCAAGCUACAGCGCUCCCUCAUACUCUCCACCAAGCUAUUCUGCCCCAAGCUACAGCGCUCCAUCUUAUUCCCCACCAAGCUAUUCUGCCCCAAGUUACAGUGCCCCAUCUUAUUCGGCACCAAGCUACAGUGCUCCGUCUUACUCCCCACCAAGUUAUGCUGCACCAAGCUACAGCGCUCCUUCUUAUUCGGCACCAAGCUACAGCGCUCCUUCUUAUUUGGCACCAAGCUACAGCGCUCCUUCGUACUCUCCACCAAGCUAUUCUGCUCCAAGCUACAGCGCUCCUUCCUAUUCUCCACCGAGCUACAGUGCCCCCUCCUAUUCGGCACCAAGCUACAGCGCUCCUUCUUACGCCCCACCAAGCUAUUCUGCCCCAAGCUACAGCGCUCCUUCCUAUUGA
Messenger RNA from Ixodes scapularis (black-legged tick), 1782 nucleotides. RefSeq names its product DNA-directed RNA polymerase II subunit RPB1-like. The transcript is spliced from 4 exons. Bases 1 to 1782 code for a protein of 593 amino acids. The record is from RefSeq and is a predicted model, not a curated record. Lineage: Eukaryota; Metazoa; Arthropoda; Arachnida; Ixodida; Ixodidae.